CAGAACUUUCAAGAACACAGACGCGGGGAAAGCACGCUGUCAGUCGCCCUCCUCUAUUGGACUGUAUGAGAGACUGUGGAUAAGGAUCACCGGAUCGCAGACUCAGAUCACCGGAUACACCAGGAGUCUUCACCUGUGUUUUUUUUUUUUUGUUUAGUUUUGUUUUUUGUAUCGCUCCACUGUGUCACUGUGCUUCGUUGUUUUAAAAAGUUUAAAGAACAUCACUUGACAAGUUAAGAGCAGAAGCUAAUAGGAAAGAAGUUGACUGCUUUGUGGACCACUUGAACAAUUCCUCCAUUGGAGUCUUCUGUCUCGUUCUUCCUGACCAGAUCUCUUCCUCUCCAAGCUGUGAUAUAAUGUUAUGAUCAAAGCCUGGUGGAGAAUUUAAACGUUUCACAGAAGUAGGCUUCUCGGGACUCAAAAAUUCAGCUACCAAAAGUCUUCACCAAGCUCGUGCCCAUGGCCCACCCCUAUGAGGCUUGGUUUAGACCCACCCACCCCAGUGGGAGCACCGAAGAGGUGCCCUCCUGGUGGGACCUCCAUUCAGGGACCACAAGCUGGAUGGACCUCCAGAACGUCCAAGGUGGCCUCCAGACCUCUGCCCAGGCUGGAGGGCUGCAGCCCCCCAUUGGCACCUAUGCUUCAGAACCCCAGCUCUGCGGACCGCCUUCCCACCAACCCCUAGCCACCCAGCACCUCUACACCCAGGAUGGGUUCAAGCAACUGGACAGCACAGGGCAGGAAUUCCACCCUCUGGAGGAGCCAGUGGACGUGGGCAACAGGCCCAAGAGCCACCGACGGUCGGUGCCACGCAGCUCCGGCCAGACAGCCUGCCGGUGCCCGAACUGCGUGGAGGCAGAACGGUUGGGGCCCUGCGUCAACGAGGACGGCAAGAGGAAACAUCUCCACAACUGCCACAUCCCUGGCUGCGGCAAAGCCUACGCCAAGACUUCUCACUUGAAGGCCCACCUCCGCUGGCACAGCGGUGACAGGCCCUUUGUCUGCAACUGGCUCUUCUGCGGCAAGCGCUUCACCCGCUCGGACGAGCUCCAGCGCCACCUCCAGACCCACACGGGCGCCAAGAAGUUCACCUGCACGGUCUGCAACCGGGUCUUCAUGCGGAACGACCACCUCACCAAGCACCUCCGGACCCACGAGGGGGCCAAGGAGGAGGGGGAGGCCAGCGCAGGCGUCGACAGCAAGAGCUUCGAGCCGAGCCCCGACGCCACCCUUAAACCCAAACGGGAACCCGAGCCCAGCGCCACGCCCGGGGGAGGGGGCCAGCCCAACUGAGGG
This is a messenger RNA of Polyodon spathula (Mississippi paddlefish), 1296 nucleotides long. RefSeq names its product Sp6 transcription factor (gene sp6). The record is from RefSeq and is a predicted model, not a curated record. Bases 460 to 1293 code for a protein of 277 amino acids. Lineage: Eukaryota; Metazoa; Chordata; Actinopteri; Acipenseriformes; Polyodontidae. The transcript is spliced from 2 exons. Gene Ontology annotation, biological process: regulation of transcription by RNA polymerase II. Gene Ontology annotation, molecular function: DNA-binding transcription factor activity, RNA polymerase II-specific; RNA polymerase II cis-regulatory region sequence-specific DNA binding.